AAAAUCACGUGCGCCAUCGAUAUAUCUUACUUUAAGGGGGAAUUAAUAAAAGAUACGUCUUUCACUUUUGUCAUUGCAGCUGAUUGUAGCCUGAACUUGAUGAUCUACUUGUCCCUACCUUUCUCCCGUUGAACUUUGUACUUUAAACCUGUAUUACGCAAAUAUUUAUAAUCGUACCAAGCCAUACAUUACUUUCGUUCAACAUCUCUUGAUACGACAGUUUUCGCACAGUCAUCUGUUCUUGCUACAUCAAAAAACACGUUCGUACAUAUCGCUGUUUUCCGUCUAAAAAAAAUAUCGAUACACAAUGAUGCUCAGAAAGGCAUUUCACCCAAGGAUGUGCCAAAAAGUGGCACGAUCUUUCUCAGCAGCUGCCGAAUCUACGCAAGGGUAUUCUUUUGAACUAUCCGAUAUUCAAAAGGAAAUGCAAGAAGUAGCACGAAAAUUUACCAGAGAGGAAAUUGUUCCAGUAGCUGCAGAAUAUGAUAGAAGUGGAAAAUAUCCAUGGGAUAUUGUUAAAAAGGCAUGGAGUGUUGGUCUUCUAAAUAAACAUAUUCCACAACAUUGUGGUGGUACGGAAACUAGUAUUUUUGAUUCAUGCUUGAUUACUGAAGAAUUGGCUUACGGAUGUACAGGAAUAGCAACUGCAAUAGAAGCCACAGGUCUUGGGCAAACUCCAGUUAUCAUAGCUGGAACAAAGGAGCAACAGAAGAAAUACCUUGGAAGACUUAUAGAAGAGCCACAUGUUGUGGCAUAUUGUGUUACUGAACCUGGCGCAGGAUCUGAUGUAGCAGGAAUUAAGUUAAAAGCUGAGAAAAAAGGAAAAGAGUGGAUUCUUAAUGGCACUAAGAUGUGGAUCACUAAUGGUGGUGUUGCCAAUUGGUAUUUUGUUCUGGCGAGAACAAAUCCAGAUCCAAAAGCUCCAGCUAAUAAGGCUUUUACUGGCUUUAUUGUAGAACGUGAAAGUGAUGGCUUAACUCCCGGUCGUAAGGAAAUAAAUAUGGGACAAAGAGCAAGCGACACACGAAUGAUAACAUUUGAAGACGUUCGUGUUCCUGAAGAGAAUGUACUGAUUGGAGAAGGACAAGGUUUUAAGAUAGCUAUGAAAACGUUUACUAGGACACGAUCACCGGUUGCAGCAUCAUCUACUGGUUUGGCUCAGAGAGCUCUGGAUGAAGCAACAAAAUAUGCAAUGGAACGCAAAACGUUUGGUAGACCGAUAGCAGAACAUCAAUCGAUAGCUUUUAUGUUAGCUGACAUGGGUAUUGGUGUUGAGACUUCUAGACUGGCAUGGAUGAAGGCAGCCUGGGCUACUGAUCAAAACUUACCGAAUGCUACAUUGCUCGCUAGUAUCGCAAAAUGCCAUGGUGCUGAUGUAGCUAACAAAUGUGCUACAGAUGCUGUGCAGGUUUUCGGUGGUGCGGGUUUCAAUUCCGAGUAUCCAGUAGAGAAGCUUAUGCGUGAUGCCAAAAUUUAUCAGAUAUAUGAAGGUACUUCGCAGAUUCAAAGAUUGAUUAUAUCUCGUGCUCUCUUCGAAGAAGCCUUACAAAAGAGCAACUAAAUGCUCAUAUGUCGAAUUGAGUUGUAUGAUAAAAUUUAUUUUCAUAUUGAAGUAUUUUUAUAUAGUAUUUUUUUAAGCUACGAAAGAAGAUAAAUUUCUAUAUAUCUAACAAUCAUAUAUGCAAAUUUUGUACUUUUAGAAUAAUAUAUAUUAUACAUUAAUAUAAUAUAAAAAUUAAAAUUUUUACACUUUAA
This is a messenger RNA of Solenopsis invicta (red fire ant), 1755 nucleotides long. RefSeq names its product probable medium-chain specific acyl-CoA dehydrogenase, mitochondrial (gene Mcad). Gene Ontology annotation, cellular component: mitochondrion. The record is from RefSeq and is a predicted model, not a curated record. Gene Ontology annotation, molecular function: medium-chain fatty acyl-CoA dehydrogenase activity; flavin adenine dinucleotide binding. NCBI's taxonomy places the organism in Eukaryota, Metazoa, Arthropoda, Insecta, Hymenoptera, Formicidae. The transcript has 10 exons. Gene Ontology annotation, biological process: medium-chain fatty acid catabolic process; fatty acid beta-oxidation. Bases 308 to 1561 code for a protein of 417 amino acids.